This is a messenger RNA of Anopheles aquasalis, 2059 nucleotides long. RefSeq names its product probable chitinase 2. Gene Ontology annotation, cellular component: extracellular region. NCBI's taxonomy places the organism in Eukaryota, Metazoa, Arthropoda, Insecta, Diptera, Culicidae. Gene Ontology annotation, biological process: chitin catabolic process; carbohydrate metabolic process. The record is from RefSeq and is a predicted model, not a curated record. Gene Ontology annotation, molecular function: chitin binding; chitinase activity.
UCGCUGCAUUUUACGAGCAGCGUUUGUGGAGUCGGUACGUCGGUCGCUCUGCGAGAGGUUCGUCGCUUGGCAGCGUUGAUGUCGUGGCGCUUUUUUUUUCGUGCCUUUCACACACGGCGGUUACAAUAAAAGCAAAGCAGCGGCCACACACACCAACACCACUCGCCGUCGUCCUCUGACAUUUUAACGCGAUCGUGAACGUGAUUUUCGGGCAAGUACGAUCAAGAACCAGGGUUUGGUGUGCCCUAGGGUUUGUACCUGAAACUCUUGCCAACGGUGUUUAGCACCUCUUCGCCACCGCAGCCAGUGUUGCAUGCUGCUGCUGAUUAUGAAAGUGCUGUCGGUGGUGGUCGCCUGGUGAAAACGUGAACCGAGUGUAAAUACAGAACCACACAAACGAUCGCAUAUUCGUGGUGCGAAAUAGUUGAGACGAAACAAGUGUAUUUCCUGAAACCAAGCGCUACCGUUAAAAAGUGUGUCAAAAUAUAGCAAAAUGCGGCUUGUGUGCAGAGUUCCGAUUGAUGCGUUUUCGAGGCGAUUGUUGGUCAUUUCGCUGCCAGUAUUGCUACUGAUUGGCUCCAGCAGUGGCGCCACAGUUACCGAUCACGAUCGAGUGGUAACGUGCUACAUCUCAACCUGGGCCGUUUACCGGGACGGAACCGCGUCCUACGGGCUGGAUGCGUUCGAUCCGACACUCUGCACUCACGCUAUCUACGCUUUCGCCGGGUUGGACGAGCAGAACAAUGCCAUUAAGUCAUUGGAUGCAUGGCAGGACCUGAAGGACAACUAUGGUAAGGGAGGCUACGAGAAGCUGGUGGGUAUGCGAGCGGCCAAUCCACACCUGAAGGUGCUCUUGGCCAUCGGUGGUUGGAAUGAGGGCUCGGAGAAGUACUCCAACCUAGCCGCUAACCCCGAAAGACGGCAAGCGUUCGUUAAAAACGCCCUGGACUUUAUCAAGCAAUACGGUUUCGAUGGGCUCGAUCUGGACUGGGAGUACCCGACGCAGCGCGGUGGCAAACCGAUCGAUCGCGAAAACUUUGUCGCCCUGGUCCGCGAACUGAGCCAACUGUUCAAGCGCAACAAUCUGCUGCUCACGUCGGCCAUCGGCGCUGGUAAGGAUACGAUCGAUUCGGCGUACGAUGUGAAGGCACUGUCCAAGUAUCUGGACUUUCUGCACGUCAUGUGCUACGACUACAACGGGAGCUGGAACCGGCAGGUCGGUCCGAAUGCGCCCCUCACUAGCAAGGACUUCCUGAACGUUGAGUAUUCGAUCGAGCAUCUGCUUAACCUCGGUGCACCGGCCAGCAAGCUCGUCCUCGGACUGCCCUUCUACGGACGCACGUUCGUCAGUGCGAUGGCCCGAGCCCGGUUGGGUGAUGUAGCGAACGAGGUCGGUUUCCCCGGACCGGCCACCAAGGAGAACGGUUUCAUGGGCUACAACGAGAUCUGUGAGGAGCUGAAGCGCAAUUCGGCCGACUGGACGCUGACCUGGGACGUGGCCGCGGCCGAAAUGGUGGCCACCAAAUCGAAUGACACCGCAUCGCAGGUGGUCGUGUACGAUAGUACGCGAUCGAUCGCCAACAAGGUACGGUUUGCGGUACGUCAGAAGCUGGCCGGUUUGAUGGUGUGGUCCGUCGAUACGGAUGAUUUUAACGGGCUGUGUGCACCGGAGACGGACACGUACGUCGAUUUCGGUGAUCGGGAAAAGGUGGAGCUGACGAUUCCGCCACCGGUCAAUGGCAAGUACCCGCUACUGAAGACGAUCAGCAACGCGAUCAUCGUCGCGCUGGAUGAACUCACGCAGGAGAACGUCAUUCCGGAUGUGCAGGAAGUGAGCAAACCUGGUGCCGGUUCUUCGACCGGUUCCUCGGCUGCUAGGAUGGCCCAGCUAUCGGGUAUCACGUUCGGUGUCGUGCUGCUGCUGCUACUGGGAACCGCGGCUUCUGCUGCGACUUACAGCUUUUAAGCUGCUAUUUAACAAAUUCGUUUAGCGUUUAGAAUCAGCCUUGAGAAGCAGAAAAGUGUGGUAAAUAUGAUGUAAUUAAAGUGAGAAGUUUUA